AAACACUGCCAUUAUAACGUGGACCUCACUAUAGGCAGUAGUGGAUGAACCCUCUUGCUACGAUAUUUAUGUAUUUUUCAUCUCAAGAAAUCAGCAUAACAUUUUCAACGAUUAUUUAUUUCAAAGUGAUCAGCAUCAAUUAUUUAUGGUCAAUAAAUAUAGAUUAUAUAAUAAUUCUCAGAUAUGAUAGACGAUUAUAUAAUGCACGUUUAAUUGCAUAAUGUGUGAUAUACUGAUUAUUGUAGAUAGGUUCACAGCCAGUACAGCAAUUAUUUGAAACAAUUACCAACUCGGGAGUUCGCGUGAAGCUUUGCGCAUACUCUGAUUGACAAGUUGAAGAGGGGGAAGUUUAGAGUGGUUCGCGCAGAAAACUAAGUGCCGUCAGUAAGUUGUGUUUAGUUGACGCGACUUAGUCACCACUUCGCGCCACUGGAUUGCCAUGUCUUGUCCAGGGAAAAAGGCCGGUGCCCAACCCCUGGGAGAUGAGGAUGGAAUCGUGUAUUCAGAGUACCUUCACUUGGAGAAACUUCUUACAGCCCAACAGAUGAUGAGCGCUAAAAAGAAUCGAAUCCCUGCCCACGAUGAACAUCUUUUCAUAAUAACGCAUCAGGCUUACGAAUUAUGGUUCAAACAAAUCCUAUACGAAUUGGACUCAGUACGGAAACUAUUCAGUGAGAAGCAGGGUUUGGACGAAUCGAAAACACUAGACGUUGUCAGAAGAUUGAACAGGAUCUCAAUGAUACUCAAGUUGUUGGUUGAUCAAAUAACAAUACUGGAAACGAUGACGCCGCUGGACUUUAUGGAAUUUCGAAACUACCUUUCGCCUGCUUCAGGGUUCCAAAGUUUACAGUUCAGACUCAUUGAGAAUAAAUUGGGAUUGAAACGAGAGCAACGUGUGACAUUCAACCAGCACUACGUGGAGGUGUUCAGUCGUGACAAACAGGCUGCUUGUCGUGUGGAACAGAGUGAGAUGGAGCCAUCUCUGCUGCAGCUGGUGGAGGCCUGGCUGGAGCGAACACCUGGCCUCGAGACAAACGGAUUCGACUUCUGCGCCAAGUAUCGACAGGCGGUCCACACUAUGCUCAAGUGCCAUAAGGAGGCUGCCAUGGCAGCAGAAAGCGAGUCACAAGUAGAACAUUUGCUAGCUGAUGUGGAGAAGCGACGCCUUGUGUUCGAGACGGUGCUAUGCGCCGACACACACCAGCGCCUGGUGCAGAGGGGGGAGCGACGCCUCAGCCACAAGGCACUCCAGGGUGCCAUCUUGAUCAACCUCUACCGCAACGAGCCACGCUUCAGUCAGCCCUAUCAGCUGUUGGCCAAUCUUAUGGAUAUUGAUGCAUUGAUCAACAAGUGGCGGUACAGCCACUGUUUACUCGUACAACGAAUAAUUGGCACCACUGCUAUGGGAACAGGCGGCUCUUCUGGUUACCAUUACUUACGCUCUACACUCAGCGACCGCUACAAGAUCUUCGUGGACCUAUUCAACCUGUCCUCGUUCCUGCUACCCAGCUCAUUGGUGCCACCUCUCAACAGCUUCAUGAAGAGCAAACUGUCGCUGCUCUGGCUGGGCCCCGCCUCAAAACAGCUCACUGCGCAUGCGCAGAACGGAGACGAUAAUGAAGACGACGAUGAUGAUGAUAGCGACGUGAAAGAUGGAGAAUGCAGUUGAGACGAUUCAACUGCUGUCGAUCUUUGCUGACGUUUAAAAACAUCAUGUUUAUCUCCAUGGAAAGUUGUGGUGGAAUUCUAGAUCAAUUGACGUUUUUAAAUAAUCGUCCAUUAAUCUAGAUUCAUUGACGUUUUUCAACCAUCAUAAUUAUGGACGUCUUAUCGUAAUGGAACGGUGUUAUGGGAUUCCAUCUAUGUAGGUUUAUUGCCGUUUUAAUAUCGUUAUUUUCGUUUUCAUCAUUCAAUGCCUAAUUCGGUGAGAUAGAGUCUACUCUUAAGUGAAAGGUGUACAAUUCCUAUCUGAAGUUGAAAUUUAUUGAAUUUUCAAGUUAUAAUAUAUUAAUCAUCAUUAUCUCCACGCUAUGUUUGGAAUAGUGAGGUGGAUCUAAGGCUGGGUAUACUACACCGGUUAGUCAAGACAAGACUAGUCAUGUUUAGUCACAAUACUCCACAUAGUUGCUUAUGAAGACAUGUCUAAUUGCAAUGACUAAUCAGUGUGAGUUGCGUCAUAAGCAGCUAUGUGAAGUAUUGUGACUCAACGUGUCUGAUCAUGUCUUGUCUUGUCUUGACUAGCUGGUGUGCGCCUAGCCUAACUGGUAUAGACUUGACUCUCCAGUGAAAGUUAUACUAGUGUACAAUUAUGUGUAUUAUAAGUUUAGAUUUAUUGACUUUUAUAUCAUCAUCAUCACCAUUAUCCUCACACAAUGCCUGGAGUGGUAAAAUUAAACUACACUUUGAUAGUUCAAAUACUCUCCAAUACAAGUAUUAAUUUCAUCUUGAGUGGACAAUACGUUUAAUGUAUUCAUUAAUCUAGAUUUAAUUACAUAAAUGUCAUGUCAUCAUCAUCAUCAUAAACGUCCUUUUGAGGUUAGAGGAUCAAAUCUUCAAUUAAAAUCAUAAGAGUAUUAUUUUUAUCACACUGUGGACAAUAUGUUUGGUGUUAAUGCACAUAUUUGUUAAUAAAUAGUUUACAGUAUACUUCCGAGUUUUGGAAAUAUUUUCUAUAGAUUACUUAUUCGAAUAGUAUAAUAAUUAUUCUUCAUAUUGAGGGAUUUUGAUAUUCCCAGUGCUUAUUCCCCAUUGUGCUUAUUCCCUGAAUGAUAUUCAUUUAUAAUACGAUAUGAACGGAUGUUACUUUAUCGAAACUCCUCCAUGAACUCCUCACAAUAAUUCACGAAUGAAUUUUUGUUUUUCAUAUUCUUGAGUAGUGUAGUAACUUAUUAAAAAUUCAAUUCGAAGAUCUAGGUAAUCUACUUUUGUAAUUGCUUCAUAAUGGGUAUAACGAACUCAUAAUGGAUAACAAGAAAAUAUUCAAAUACCAGUUUGUUGUUUUCAAGUAAAUUUUAUUGAAUAACAUGGACAUCACAUACUUUCCAACUUCUACAUAGUGUACUUAUUAUAACAACUCUACUUUCGACUAGAGCUCUGAGAUGUGACUAAGAAAAUAAUUAAAUCCCAGUUUUUUUCCAAUUAAAUUUUAUUGAAUAACAUGAACAUCACAU
Molecule: messenger RNA, 3170 nt
Organism: Nilaparvata lugens (brown planthopper)
Lineage: Eukaryota; Metazoa; Arthropoda; Insecta; Hemiptera; Delphacidae
Gene: vermilion
Product: tryptophan 2,3-dioxygenase
Exons: 9
Coding region: 440-1669 (409 amino acids)
Molecular function (GO): heme binding; L-tryptophan 2,3-dioxygenase activity; metal ion binding
Source: RefSeq, a predicted model, not a curated record